Messenger RNA from Trichoplax adhaerens, 435 nucleotides. RefSeq lists its product as uncharacterized. Gene Ontology annotation, cellular component: nucleus; cytosol. Gene Ontology annotation, molecular function: protein-folding chaperone binding; Hsp90 protein binding. The record is from RefSeq and is a predicted model, not a curated record. The transcript has 6 exons. NCBI's taxonomy places the organism in Eukaryota, Metazoa, Placozoa, Uniplacotomia, Trichoplacea, Trichoplacidae. Bases 1 to 435 code for a protein of 144 amino acids. Gene Ontology annotation, biological process: chaperone-mediated protein complex assembly; protein folding.
AUGGCUUCGUCAAUUAAUCCUGCCGUAUUAUGGGCCCAGCGUAAAGAUCGGUUACUCAUAACUAUUGAGAUAGAGAAUAUUACUAAUGAAAAUAUUACUAUAGACAGCAAGAAGCUUAUUUUAAGUGCUAAAGGCGGUAUUGCGAAACAAAAACACCAUUUAGAAUUUGAAUUUUAUAAGGACAUUAUUCCUGAGGAAUCAAAGCAGCGCAAGUCAGCUAGAGGAUAUUAUUUUCAAAUAAAAAAGAAGGAAUCAGGUCCAUACUGGCCAAGAAUGUUAAAACAAACUCAAAAGUUUACAUGGCUAAGGAUUGAUUUUAAUAAAUGGAAAGAUGAAGAUGCAAGUGAUGAAGAGAUUAUCAACGAUUUAAGUCUUACUCCGGUGGGAAGUGCCGAAAACUUUGAUCCGGCCGUAAAUUUAUACUUGCAAGAUUAG